CAGCAAAAGCCGCAGGUGUCGCCAGCGGACGUAGCACACUAAAGCCAAAAUAAGCGCAUUUAAAAUUUCUGGUCGUGGUGAAAUUCGAAUUAUGUGAUAUAAUUACCAAAAUAUAAACUGCAUGCGAAUUUGAAAAAAAAUGCAAAUUAAAUCAAAUACAACUAAAAAUCAAAAGUGCUUUUCAAAUUAUUCCAAGUGAGGCUGAUAACAAUAGAAAUAAUGAAAGACAAGCUGGAAAUGGAAAACAGUCGCAAAUCGUCGACAGCGCCAUCAACCGUAUACGAAAUGGAAGUGGACGAGUCCGAGUUUAAUGAUCCCUUCCAGCAGCUCAUGGAAAAAGUCGGCAAUCAUGGCCGCUAUCAGACGUUUAACAAUUAUGUGCUGGUGGGCGGUCUAAGCUUCAGCGGCGCCAUGAUCUACAUGAAUAUAAUACUAGCGUUGAAUAUACCCGAUCACUGGUGCACCGUGCCGGGCAGAGAGCAAACAAACUAUACGCUGGAUCAAUGGCGCAAUCUAACGCUACCCAAGCAAACAGACAAUCGCGGCAAGGAGACGUUUAGUACCUGCGAAAUGUACGAUACGAACUUUACAGAGAUUCAAGAUUGGACGCACUGGAACAUGAGCCAGCGCAGCAACGAGACCACAGUUUGCCAGAAUGGCUGGACCUAUGACCAGACGUGGUACGACAGCACAAUACCCACGCAGGAGAACUGGGUAUGCGCCAAGGAUUUGUUUGUAACGAAUGUGUUUGUUGUGGGCCGCAUUACGGAAGUGGUCGGCUCAUUUAUAUUUGGACAAUUGGGCGAUUCCUAUGGACGGCGAUUAGUGUUCUAUAUAAGCGUCGUCUUCUGCUCGGUGGGACGCUUUGGCACAAUACUGAGCACGAGCUCUUACACUUGGUUCCAGGUCAUGUCCAGCAUUGUGGGCCUCAGCGUCAACAGUCUGUUUCAAUCGCCACAAAUUAUUGGCAUGGAAAUCUCCAGGGAGGAGGAUCGCAGUCGCAUUGCUUUCUUUCAGAGCGUGGGCUGGUCCGUGGGCACGACGCUGAUGCCGCUUCUGUUCUGGUGGCUGCGCGAUUGGUACUCCUUUAUGUGGCUAUCCUCGCUGCCCACGGCGCUGAUUUUAAUUUUCUUCAAGUUUAUCAUUGAAUCACCGCGCUGGUUGAUUAGCAAGCAACGCUUCGCUGAUGCCAUUGUGCAGCUCAAGAAGAUAGCCAAAAUUAAUGGACGCGAAUUCGAUGUGACGGAGAAGCAGCUGGCGGAUAUCUACAGUCGGAACACCAGCGAGGCCACCUAUGGCAUUGCCUCACUGUUCGCUGGCUGGCGCCUGGCGCGCAAUACCAUCAUCAUGGGCUUCAGCUGGUGCGUCGUCGCUGUCUCCUAUUUCACAUUGGUGCUAUUCAGUUCGCGCAUGGCGGGCAAUCCGUUUCUAAACUUUUUGUACCAGAGCAUUGUGGAAAUACCCGCCUAUGUGGUGGGCAAGUACAUGGGCGACAAAUUCGGUCGACGCUUUACCAAUUCGAUGUCUUUUCUCGUAUCCUUUGGCAUCUGCCUGCCCAUCAUUGCGUUGGCGCCGCACGAGGAGUACGAGUGGCUGAUGAUCUUUUUGGCCACGGCCAUCAAGUUCCUCAAUGCGUUGACCUUCUUUCUGGCCAAUCUGCAGUGCAUGGAAAUCUAUCCCACAUGCAUGCGUCAAACGGGCAUUGCCCUGGGCACCAUUCUGGCCAAUGCCAUUGGCGUGCUGGCACCCUAUCUGGUGUAUCUGGGCACCACGGUGGAUAUACGCGCUCCUUACUAUAUACUGGGCACACUCUUUCUGCUGGGCGGAACCGGUGCUCUCUUCUUGCCAGAGACGCUGCACAAGCGGCUGCCAGACUCGAUGGAGGAGGCCAAGAACUUUGGCAGACACGAUAAAUUCUUCAGUCUGCCAAAAGCGCCGCCGGCCCAAGACGUCAAGCUGGCGUCACAGCCGGAGCUAACCAAGCUGAAUAAGCCAGAGUUUAGGCCUUAAAGCUAAAUCAGCUCUUUGCAUUUACAUACGCAUGGAGCAUUGGCAUUGGCAUUGGCUAUGGCAAUUGAUUUGCCUCAAUACCCCAAUGUUCCCACACUGCUGUCGUUGUGAUGUUAUAUUAAGUACAACCCCCAACCCCACCCCUGCCCCAACAAGUAUUGUCAAUAAAGUGUUGUUGUUAUAC
Messenger RNA from Drosophila busckii, 2194 nucleotides. Its product is annotated as carcinine transporter. Lineage: Eukaryota; Metazoa; Arthropoda; Insecta; Diptera; Drosophilidae. Gene Ontology annotation, cellular component: membrane. Gene Ontology annotation, molecular function: transmembrane transporter activity. The transcript is spliced from 10 exons. Gene Ontology annotation, biological process: transmembrane transport. The record is from RefSeq and is a predicted model, not a curated record. Bases 220 to 2010 code for a protein of 596 amino acids.